Ictalurus furcatus (blue catfish) is the source of this 1971-nucleotide messenger RNA. It is a transcript of the gene olfml1, whose product is annotated as olfactomedin-like 1. The transcript is spliced from 3 exons. Gene Ontology annotation, biological process: signal transduction. Bases 386 to 1576 code for a protein of 396 amino acids. The record is from RefSeq and is a predicted model, not a curated record. NCBI's taxonomy places the organism in Eukaryota, Metazoa, Chordata, Actinopteri, Siluriformes, Ictaluridae.
GAAAUUAUGGUAAAUGUGAGAUAACACUGAAUUUUUCUCUUUUGAAAUGCAUGUCCAUGAAAUGCCACAAAGUAUUCAGGUUUUAUAAGACAGCAGAUGUGUGAUCCUGAUGGUAUUUACACUAAGCGUUUUUGAUCUAUUACUGUGUGGGGACGUGUCAGGACAUCUGGAGAUCAUUAAGCCUCCAAAUACACUAACAGCCUGUAAGGACCUGCCUUUCCUGACGAAUGUUCAAACUGAAUCCCAGAAUCGCAUGGGAUAGCAACCAACAACAGCUAUUUCAGCCAGACGCCAUUUUCACGAGACUGUAUUUGGGCAGCAGAGAACUUUUUUUCCCUACUGGCUUACAGAAAUUAGUGAGUAAAAGUACAGCUAACCGUGCAGGAUGUUUUUGAAACUCUUAGUAAUGCUCUUCAUGUCCUUGUAUGAUGUAAAAGCUCAAAGAUCGACUCAGGAUGUAUUUAUGAUGGAAUAUUUUCAGAGGAGAAUCCUGGAGAUGGAGGAACGUCUUAUAAGUUGUAAUCAAGACCUCCAGAGUAUGAACCAGAGGAUGUACGACAUGUCCGCAGAGAUGCGUGGUCAAGUUCGAAAUGUGAAUGUGCUAAAGUCAGAGAUUCAAGGCUAUGUGGACAGCCUAGCCACACGGGUGGACCGAGUGGAAAGAGAUGUUGAGUACCUGCACACUAAACUUCCCGACACAUCUAGCGUAGAGAUCUCAGACUCUCUUCUAGAUCAACAAGUGAAAGAAGCCCAAAGCAAAAGGAAAGCUGUAAUCAUACAGGGAAAAGAGUGUAGCACCAGAUUCUCUGGCAUCAAAUCACAGAAAAUAGUCAAGAAAGCAGGCGAUGUAGUAGGCUCAUGGCUAAAAGACCCAACCGUAGACUCCUCUAAGAUCUACUUCUUUAGCGGCUCCAGGAACAACACUCUGCUUCAGUUUGGUUCGCUGAAAAGCUUCACAGACUCCAAUUCAACCACCAAACACAAGGUCAUCCAACUCCCUCGGCCAUGGCAGGGAACAGGCCAUGCUGUCUAUGAUGGUUUUGUCUACUAUCACAACGCUGACACUCGAAACGAAGUGCUGAAGGUUAGCCUUGUCAACCGCACCGUGGCCGACCGCAUGCUUUUGCCCGCUGCUGGACGCAUACCCACCUAUGGGCUCGCCCCUCACACUUUCUUGGACUUCGCUGUAGACAAGCUGGGAUUAUGGGUCAUCCAUGCAGAUCCGGACUUUGGAGGAAAUCUUGUGAUCACUAAGCUGGACUCCAGAAGUCUGUCGGUGGAGCACACAUGGGAUACGACCUGCAAGAGCCACAAUGCAGAAGGCGCCUUCAUAGUCUGCGGCACCAUGUAUGUCGUCUACAACUCGCACUCUGGAGGGCGCUCCAGCAUACAGUGCCUGUUUGAUAUACACGACAGCGUCUGGACCGAGGAAUUGCCUGUGAUGUACUUCCCCAAGCGCUACUCCAGUCACUCGAGCAUGCACUAUCACCCGCAAGACAAGCAGAUCUAUGCCUGGGAUGAUGGGUACCAAACCAUCUACCAGUUGGAUGUAAAGAAGAAGUUACAGGUCACCUAAUUUACAACAACACUGAUUAACUCUACCUAGUCAAUAUGUCUCAAUUUAAUCAUCACAUGCUCAGAAAAAUGAUACUGUACUAAACCUGAGUGAUACCAUCAAGGAGUAUUCAUGUGUACCUUUAGUAUGUACCUUUCACCUGGGAAAGUGAAUGUUACGUACCAUUAUAACCUGUUUAAAGUACAUAAUAUUACAUUAAUGGCCACAGUUGUUGAAAUUAGUUCUAAAGAUGCACUAUAUUCACCUUCCUUUAUCUUCCUUUCACUUUCCUCUGAAAUAUACAUACUAAAGGUACAAAAGAUGCCCCCUUGAUGGUACAAUCCCAAUGACAACCAAUGGUACAAUUCAGUGCCUUGUUUUCUAAGACUGCAUGGGCUCACAGAAGGUCUACAUUU